Messenger RNA from Dentiscutata erythropus, 234 nucleotides. Lineage: Eukaryota; Fungi; Glomeromycota; Glomeromycetes; Diversisporales; Gigasporaceae. The record is from the annotation of a GenBank genome assembly.
GUAACACCAACUCUGAGAUUCAAGAUUGUUGUCAAGAAUUCUACACCGGGCUUGGGAACACAAAUUGCUGGGAUUACUCUUAGAAUAGUUGGAGAUGGAUAUGCUAAGGAAAGACAAAGCAAGUUUAAACCAGGUGUUGUUAGUUUAGAAAGAUUUUCAAAAACCAUACAAAAAUGUAUAAAAGGCAUGAAUGGUAUUUUGGGCCAACAAAUAGCGCGAGAACUUGUAGAAGCG